UUCAUCUGAACGUAACAAUUAACAAAAAAAACUAAAUACCAACAUGUGAAAAUUUGAAUACGCAUUUGAGUGUGAAACAAUUUAACAAUUAGUAUUACAAUUUAAUACAAGACAAUUAACCAAGAUGGAUUUACUAAUUGUUAAAAUGUUCAUUUUUCUUCAGUUAAUUAUGAUGAUUAGUCAACAAUCAAGAGCAGAUCAACGGAAUCUUGGUUUAUCAGCUUUAACAGGAGGAUUAGAUCCAGUUGGUUUACUCAAAGCGGUUAAAUUUGCAAAUACUGCAAGUCAAUUGCUUCCCGUUGAUCCGAAAACUAUGGUUGAUACAACGUUAAAAACAAUGGAAGAUUAUUCACCAAUUACUCUUCCCCAAUCAUCCUCAUCAUCAGGAGAUUCAACUGUCGACGAAACAAUUAAAUUAACUUCGAGUCAACUUAAAUUAUAUUUAACUCAAGAACAAGUUAAUCGUCUAAUUGAAAGUGCUGGUCUUGCCUCAAAAACCAUUGAUUGGAAGAUCUAUCGAUUUCCAUUGCCACUUGAUAAAAUGGAGUCAAUGCUAAGAGCUAAGCAGGGAUCAUCAUCAUCAUCAUCAUCGCGACUUUCAAUUAUGUCAAUUGAUUCUUACAUUCCCAAGUUGAUGUCCAGUCUUGAUGGCUUACAGGUUAAUAAUUAUCGAUUACUUCUGAAAAAUAUUGAAACUGAUAUGGAUUAUGAUGAGUUUUUGGAAUAUUAUGACCAAUUAGAUGAUGUUGAUGAGGGAAUGACCAUCCUGCCGAUAGGAAUGAAAACUGGAACAAUUGAAAAACCUCCUGGGGCAAUUAUGCUCAUUGGAUUGGCUAAAUUUUCCGCUGAUCGUAAACAACAUGACCCACCAAGUAUCGUCCCGACAAUUUUGAUCGGACAAGUUGGUCAAGUUUCACCUCUUCAAUCUAAAUCAGAGCCAAUCGUUGAGGAAUCCAAAACGUCCACUUCAACCCCUGAAACGGUGGUUGAAACUCCCAAGAAUGAUCCAGAAGCUGCAACAAUCUUAGAAGCGAAUGAAUCGCCUCUCCCUGAACCAAAUGUUCCAAUCGCAGCUCCUCCCCCAAUGACCAGUGGAGGUGGUGGACCAACAACUCAGCCUCAGGCAACAUUUUUCCCCCCACAACCCUCAAUGAACCAUCAACCUCAACCUCAACCACAACCUCGACCCAUGCAACGUCCUCCACAGCCUCAACAACCAAGGCCAAAUUUGCGACCUCCACCGCCAUCAUUUGACGGUAGACCUUCAUCUCAACAACAAUUUCAACCAAAUUCAAGGCCAAUCCCUAGACCAAGAAUGGACAAUCAAGGUUAAUCAACUGGACAUGGAGUUUUUUUAUUUCACAAUUUUGGUGUUAAAUCUCAAGACCAUUUAACCCAAUUUACUGUCAAUCAUUUCACUUUAAAACUAAACCAGAGAAUCUAUUAUUUCAAAACAAAAUGAUAACAAUAAUAAAAAAACAAAACAAAUCCACUGAUACAACAAUUUGAUUGUGGAUCAAAUCAAAUUAAUUAUUCUAAUAAAAGAAUAAAAAAAAACA
Messenger RNA from Panonychus citri (citrus red mite), 1559 nucleotides. RefSeq names its product histone acetyltransferase KAT6A-like. The record is from RefSeq and is a predicted model, not a curated record. The transcript is spliced from 5 exons. Bases 125 to 1333 code for a protein of 402 amino acids. NCBI's taxonomy places the organism in Eukaryota, Metazoa, Arthropoda, Arachnida, Trombidiformes, Tetranychidae.